AUGAAUUUCGAGUCGAGUUUCGAAAAAUCGGAAGCAGAAAAUGCCGGCGUUAGACAUGUUUCCGUGUCGUUACCUAUAUCACCUAUUACAAAGUUAGAGUCGAAAGACUCCAAGGCUAGAGCAAGCUCUAUUGUAGUAGAAAUGAUUGUAGGAGACGACGAUGAGAAAAAGGAAGGAUUGAGUCCUGUCCUAUACAUCUUGGAUGAGAAUUCGGCAGAAAUAAGUUAUAAAAAAGAUAGCGGUAAGAUAAAUCAAUCAAGAAGAGCUAGUCGAGUUCGGGAUGCGAGAGGCACAAGAGAGUUUAUCGAGAGUGUCCGUGAGAAGCUCAGGGAUUGUUCAAAAUUUGUGGGUCCAGGCUUCAUGGUAUCCGUGGCUUAUAUCGAUCCGGGGAACUAUGCAAUAGAUGUCAAGGCCGGUUCGACUUUUCGCUUCAAAUUACUUUGUGUAGGACUAAUGGCCAAUAUAUUUGCCAUAUUCUUCCAAGCCUUAUGUGUCAAGCUUGGGAGUGUGAGUGGCCUUAAUUUAGCCCAGGCUUGCCGAAUGUUUCUUCCCAAAUGGCUUAAUUAUUUUUUGUAUGCACUGGCUGAGGUUUCCAUAAUUGCUUCUGAUGUUACCGAAGUUGUUGGCUUCACCAUUGCGACCAAUCUUCUGGUGCCUAAAAUGCCCAUGAUAGUGGGAUGUUUUUUAUCUAUUCUUGACGUUCUCUUCGUUCGAGCCUUAUCAAGUCAGAGUCGUUCGAUGAAAGGUGUUCACUUUUGUGAAUUUAUCGUCAUGACUCUCGUUAUGGGUGUGGUUGGAUGCUUCUGUGUACAACUUUGCUUAUCCAAAGCCCCGACCAUCAAAGAGGUUCUCUGCGGCUAUCUUCCAUCUCGGGAUGUCUUUAGGUCCCAAGGAAUUUAUCAAGGAUGCGGCAUCAUUGGAGCUACGAUUAUGCCACAUAGCCUUUACUUAGGUUCUGAUUUAAUUCAACCACGUUUGCGCGAAUAUGAGAUCAAACAUGGUGUCGUCUCGGCGUCGAGUCCAGGUUUUGACGAAUCAGUACCAUACCAGCCCUCUCCUAGAACAAUCAAAUCAUUUGUCAAGUUGUGUACCUUCGAGCUAUCAAUAUCACUCUUUAUAUUUGCGUUUUGCAUAAACAGUGCCGUUUUAAUCACUGCUGGUGCAUCGCUCUACGGUAAACCAACCGAUGAUGCUAAUCUGUUUGGUAUUCACGCACUUCUUACGGGCGAGCUUUCAUCCGCUGCAGGUACAAUAUUUGCCCUUGCUUUGCUCAUUAGUGGUGGCAGUGCUGCAAUCAUCUGCACAGUUGCUGGUGAGAUAGUUUCGAAAGGUGCCAUCAAUUGGAAAAUGGAGCCUUGGGUGAGAAGGCUAUUAACAAGAAGUAUUAGUGUGGUGCCGACCCUCGUUAUUGCCGCUUCGGGCAACAAGGGUGCACUAGAUGAUGUUCUGAUGGCUUCUCAAGUUGUCCUUUGCAUGAUCUUACCUUUCACUACAGCGCCUCUCAUCUUUUUCACUUGCCUGGAUCGUUAUAUGACGGUGCGAUCGCGGAGAUCUAGUCAAGAAAUGGAUGGACGUAACGGGUCGGACCAUGAACCAUCACAAUGGAAUAAAAAGACUCGUGAAAAGUCUACGAUACCGGUAGAUCAAAUUAUGGGUAAUAACUGGCUAACAACCAUUAUUGCCGUAAUGAUCUGGCUAGUGAUUGUAACAAUGAACGUGGCAAACCUACUAGGAAAGGUCUUCUUUAGCAUGGGAAUCGAGCAUGGUGAUCCUUUAAUUAAUUGA
This is a messenger RNA of Blumeria graminis f. sp. triticale, 1785 nucleotides long. Lineage: Eukaryota; Fungi; Ascomycota; Leotiomycetes; Helotiales; Erysiphaceae. The record is from the annotation of a GenBank genome assembly.